UCCGUCAAUUCUUGAGCAACGAACAAGCCAAAUUACAGUAAAAACAAGGUAAAAACCUUAACAUGGAGGAAUAGAAAAACAAACGCUAUAAAAAACAUGAAAAUAUAAUUAAUUAAAUGCAUUUAUGAACUCUUUAAAUCAAAGGUCUAAGCAAAGGUCUCGUUAAAAUGGAGUAUCACGGAAGACGUCGCCGUGGAAGACCAAGAUCUAAUCCUGUUGCACUGGCCUUUACUCCGAGACAGAAAAAGUCGUCAUUCUUUGAUAAUUUAUGCAGUUUUCUUGUAAUGUCCAGUCUAAUGGCUAUUAUAUACUUACUUCUGGAACAUCAUUGUAGCGUUUGUAGCAGCAAAUGCGAUUUAAAUAACAUAUCAAAAGGAAUAAAUGAAAUAACAGCUAAUCUAUCGGAUAUGAAAAAUUCUUACUAUGAUUUAGAGUCGAAAAUAUUAAAGUUCUCAGAAGAAUUGCCCAAAAUAGAAGGACAAGUGGAAGUUUUGGAAGCAUUAGCUAACACGCUCGAAAGGGGCGAUUUUGGAUGGAAUCCUAAAACGCAAUUAUCUCUGCCCAAUGUUGAUGUAUUUCUGAAUAUUGAAACACCGAAUCAUUUGAAAAAGGACGACGUUUUAAACUUCACACAAAAUCAAAAAGAGAUUAAGGUGGAUUGACUAGAUUUGGAUACUUUUGAAUUUGUAAGAAACCGAAUGAAGGAAACUUUCAAUAAAUGCAAAUAAAAAUUGUAUAAAUAUUUGUAAAGUU
Messenger RNA from Colias croceus (clouded yellow), 753 nucleotides. RefSeq lists its product as uncharacterized. The transcript has 2 exons. Bases 168 to 662 code for a protein of 164 amino acids. The record is from RefSeq and is a predicted model, not a curated record. NCBI's taxonomy places the organism in Eukaryota, Metazoa, Arthropoda, Insecta, Lepidoptera, Pieridae.